Molecule: messenger RNA, 1497 nt
Organism: Besnoitia besnoiti
Lineage: Eukaryota; Apicomplexa; Conoidasida; Eucoccidiorida; Sarcocystidae
Product: nuclear factor NF4
Exons: 5
Coding region: 1-1497 (498 amino acids)
Source: RefSeq, a predicted model, not a curated record
AUGUCCCAGCGACCGUCUUCGUUACCCCCUUCCUGGUCUGCUGCCGAGCUGGCAGCUAACCCGCGAGAAUUCGCUGCCUUUCAAUGGGUGACGGGUUUCGCAGAAGCUCUCACUGUGAACUCCCCCCGAAAACCGGUGGAGCCUGGCAGCACUGAAGGACAAGAUGAUGCCGGAGCGACUCCUCCGGCCCCUCCCCUACCUAAUCUGAAAUUCAAGGGCUGGGAAAAGGGACCGCGGAACAGCGCGGCAAAUGCACGCCGCGUGGCGAAAGCCUUCUCAGCAGUCAUCCCAGAGUCGGCGAAGCUCCACCUCUUCACCAUGGGGCGGGAGACAGAAGACCCUGAGUUCGACUCCGCAGCAAUGAGACUCGAAAUCCCAGGCUUCGGUCUGGUGUCUGGCGGCGUCGAUCUGGUCAUUGCGAAAGGCAGUGGAAGCCUGCGCCGUCCUCCUCCGCAUAACGGCCUCACCAUGAUGGAUGACGCGCAAGCUGUCAUCGAGUGCGACGUCGACAUUGCGGCCGUGACGCGCAAGCAGCUGCGACAGCUCUAUGUGAAGACAGUGCUGGUGCACCUUUUGAGGGAGAAGCCCGUCUCGGUCUUCCUCACCGACAUGGAGAAUGGCGCCAUCAAGGCGUCAGUUCUCGCUGGAGCCCGAGGCGUCCCCAUGGUCAUUUACGAACGCCUGAGCCCCGAAGGCUUCGUGAAGGAGCUGCAGCACUGCUACAAGAAACCUGCGGUCACGGCGAAGGCGAUGAUCGCCAUCCGCCGCUUCAAGUACGACUGGUGCCUCGCAGAGUCGCGCACGCGCCCGCCGUGCGCCAUCGACGGGCGCACUGGGCGACAGGCGCUGGAGGCGAGCGAGCCUGCGGCGUCGGCGGCGGCGGCUCCGGCAUCGGGCGCGAGUCCGAGCCUUGCGCCGCUUCCUGCCGCGGCGGCCGCGCCGGCGGCGAGUGCAUGCGAGCCCGUUCGCGAAGGCGAGAACAAGGAGACGACCUUCGUGACCCCGAAGAAGCGUGGCAGGAAGGCACGAGAUCCCUCCGCCGCAGCGGUGGCUGCCGCCGCUCCCACCGAGUCCGAGGGCGCCACUCCGGCCGCUGCCAAACCGAAGGCCGGCGCGACUCCGAAGCAGCGCGCCGUCCCGAAGAAAAUGAAGACCGAGGCGGCGGCCUACGCUCAGGCGACUCCAGCUGCGGCUAAAUCAGAGCCCGCGAACGUCCCUGUGGCACCUGCCAGCCCCGCCGUCGCUCCUGCGGCGCCCAAGAAGGCCGCGGCGCCUGCGCGGCCAGCCCCCGCAGCAGAGCCGACGAAGGCCCCCGAGUCUGACUCCGACUCGGACUCGUCUUCGGACGACGACUCCGAGCCCGAGACUCGCGCGCCGGUGAAAACCCUGGCGAAACCCGCCGUCUACGCGACCGCAAACGGCGCGCCUGCGAUGAAGGUGGCGCCCCAGGAGACCGAUUCUUCGAGUAGCGAAGAGUCCAGCGACGACGAAGACUAG